Molecule: messenger RNA, 2713 nt
Organism: Poecilia reticulata (guppy)
Lineage: Eukaryota; Metazoa; Chordata; Actinopteri; Cyprinodontiformes; Poeciliidae
Gene: pfkfb3
Product: 6-phosphofructo-2-kinase/fructose-2,6-biphosphatase 3
Biological process (GO): fructose metabolic process; fructose 2,6-bisphosphate metabolic process
Cellular component (GO): cytosol
Molecular function (GO): fructose-2,6-bisphosphate 2-phosphatase activity; 6-phosphofructo-2-kinase activity; ATP binding
Source: RefSeq, a predicted model, not a curated record
AGACCGGCAGAUUAGCUCAGCACACCCAGCAUUGAGGACACGGUGAACGGAGCUCCGGCUCAGAAUACUAUCCCGCUCUCCUUAAGCGUUCUUAUUUCAAAGCCCGGGAUUUAAGCGACUCGCUUCCGUCGUAGUUGUGUGCUUUUUAUCCAGCCCUAAAGGAAUGCCAAGAGAGCUCACCCAGAACAGGAUCCAAAAGAUCUGGGUUCCCACCAAGGAUGACAAGCGAAGAGGCACCGGAGCCCCACACUUCGCCAACCCCCCAACCGUCAUCGUGAUGGUGGGACUGCCUGCUCGAGGAAAGACGUACAUUUCCAAGAAACUGACCCGCUACCUCAACUGGAUCGGCAUACCCACCAAAGUCUUCAACGUUGGGGAGUACCGCAGGGAGGCCGUCAGAAAUUACAGCUCCUAUGACUUCUUCAAGCCCGACAACGAGUCUGCCGUGAAAAUCAGGCAGCAAUGUGCCUUAGCAGCUUUGAGAGAUGUCGAGGCCUACCUGAAGGAUGAGGGAGGCCAAGUGGCGGUGUUUGACGCCACGAACACGACGAGAGAUCGACGGGAUCUGAUCCUAAAGUUUGGCAGCGAGAAUGACUUUAAGAUCUUCUUCAUUGAGUCUGUCUGUGAGGAUCCCAGUGUGAUUGCGUCAAACAUAAUGGAAGUGAAGGUGUCCUGUCCAGACUACAAGGACUGUAACAAAACCGAAGCCAUGAUGGACUUCCAGAAACGGAUUGAAUGUUACAGAACCAGCUACCAGCCUCUGGAUCCGGACCAGUACGACAGGGAUCACUCCUUCAUCAAGGUGAUCGAUGUGGGCCGCCGUUUCCUCGUCAACCGCAUCCAAGAUCACAUUCAGAGCAAAAUCGUCUACUACCUGAUGAACAUCCAUGUCCAGCCGCGCACCAUCUACCUGUGUCGACACGGAGAGAGCAAAGACAACCUGGAGGGCCGACUGGGAGGCGACUCGGGCCUGUCGCAGCGGGGCCGACAGUUUUCAGCCGCUUUGGCUCGGUUCGUUGAUGAGCAGCAGCUGAAGGACAUGAAGGUGUGGACCAGCCAGCUGUGCCGCAGCAUCCAGACCGCCGAGCACCUGGGGGUCCCAUACGAGCAAUGGAAGGCGCUCAACGAGCUCGACGCUGGUUUGUGUGAGGAUAUGACGUAUGAUGAAGUGAAGGAAAAAUUCCCUGAAGAGUUUGCACUGAGAGACGAAGACAAGUACUACUACCGCUACCCAGCCGGAGAGUCAUACCAGGACCUGGUGCAGCGGGUGGAGCCGGUCAUCAUGGAGCUGGAGAGGCAGGAGAACGUGCUGGUGGUCUGCCAUCAGGCCGUGAUGCGAUGUCUGCUUGCCUACUUCCUUGAUAAGAGUGCAGAUGAGAUGCCGUACCUGAAGUGUCCCCUCCACACGGUCCUGAAGCUGACCCCGGUGGCCUACGGCUGUAAGGUGGAGUCCAUCUCCCUGAACGUGGAGGCGGUGAACACGCACAGAGACAGACCUGAGGAAGUGAAGCGGGGUCCCGGCACCCUGAUCAGGAGGAACAGCGUGACCCCCCUGACCAGCCCGGAGUCCCAUAUCAAGAAGCCUCGCAUUGAGGACCUGGACGAGGCCCCCAUCCAGGAGCUGCCCGGCUCCGUAGCGUCGCUGGCCCUCUGCACCUCCACUCACAUUCCCCUGGCUCUGGCCGGACAGCAAUGGCUGGGCAAAGUUUGCCUACGCACCAUCCUCCAUUACCUAAAGGUGGUUUUCCAUCUUAGCUUUCAAAGAACCUGAGAAGCUCCUCUGUCUGUCAUGACAUCCUGCUGCCCUGCUAGUGGACGGCGUGGGCGAGUCACAGCGACACAAUCUGCUACAUCUUUAUCACUUCAAAUGGGAUUUCUUUUUUUUAAUUUUUCACGAGAAUUUUGGAAAAAUGGAGUUUCCUGUUGGCUCACCAGUCCGGAUAUCGGUUCAUUUCAGACCAAAGACUAAAAUCACUAACGGGAGGUUUUAAUAUUAUCCCCCACCCUUUUCUUUGCAUCGUAACGAUGAAUCCUCUGUAUGCUGACAUGUUUCAAACAAAGCAACGUUUUGCACAGCGGUGACUUUUUUUUUUUUUUUUCUUCUUCUUCUUCUUGGGUUUGGUUUUGCCGUAGAGUGCCUGUAGCGCUUGCUUUCUGCAAGCCCCAAGCAGCUUCUCUUUUCUCCACACUCAACUGCUCAAAGAGAGGGAAAACAUUUCACCUAAUAACUCUACAUAUCAUUUCAAUGUGCUACUUUGUCUAGUAUUGAGUUUUUUUUUUUUUUUUUUUUUUUGUAGUUUCAUUACCACAUUGCAUAUUGUUUAUGGAACAUUAUUUAAAUUUGUUUUGCUGUCAUUGACUGCUAUGCACAAAAUGAAGCACCUAUUUUUGUUACACUGCGUGCUGUUAAUAAUAUCUCUGUAAAUGUUAGUGUACAUAUGGAGAAACUGGAUUGGGAUGUGACUGGAGUCAUGGUUGGGGGGGGAGGGGGGGUCAUUUUUUUGUACUAUGUUUGACUGAGCAAAGAAGCUGAUCAUUUUCUCAGUUAAUAUUUUGUUAACAUGUCUGCUUGACAAACUUGAAUUUUCUUUUUGUAAUAUUCUGUAUAUUUAUGUAGUUUUUGAACGGCUAAAGCGAGAGGCGUCUUGUGCACAUGUUCAGAUUUUUUUUUUUUUUUUGUUGCAUCUGGAACAAUAAAUUCACUUGACGAAAA